Molecule: messenger RNA, 1225 nt
Organism: Phlebotomus argentipes
Lineage: Eukaryota; Metazoa; Arthropoda; Insecta; Diptera; Psychodidae
Exons: 1
Coding region: 138-1202 (354 amino acids)
Biological process (GO): cilium assembly; centriole elongation
Cellular component (GO): centriolar satellite; centriole
Source: RefSeq, a predicted model, not a curated record
AAUAUCUACUGUCAACUUGACACCAAAACACAAACUACAUAUAUAUUAUAAUUACAUUUUCCCACUGUCCUCGCUUUUCCAGUGGGUUUUACACCUAGUUUAGUGAUAAAUAAGACAGUGCAGAAUCUCUGUAUUGAAUGGAUCUUCCCGAGAAUUGUAGAAAGCAGCCCGCAAAGUUGGAAUCUUUGGACAAUUUCAUCAAGAAGCUGGCGGAAAAGCUGCCGGAAAACUCCACUAACGGGGGUUCCAAGCUAGAAAUUCGCCGAACGUCAGAUCUCUUUGAUGCCCUGCAGCAGGCUCUGGUUACUCCGCCACAGAUGGCUUGUGCUGCUCCGCGGAAACUCCUGCACUUGGAGAUUGAGGGGGCGGAACAACUGCCCAAGUUCCCGGGUAGAGUGAGCAAGAAACUAAGGAAGAAGCACAAGAGCCACGUGAGAUCGGUGAAUCAGGAACCCAACACCUUCGUCUGCUUCGAGGCUUUUGCCAGUGCGGAAUCCUCAACGACGAAGAUCUUCUCCACAGGUGUGAUUGAGAAGAACUGCAAUCCCACUUGGCAGUCACACUUCAGUAUCUUCCUGCCCGGCGAUAUGGACAAUCUAUCGCUAAGUGUGUGGAGGAAGACAUCGAGUCAGACUGAUGCCCAGAUUGGGACAGUGACAGUGAAUUUGCAUAAAAACUCCACAGAACAAUGGGAUAUUUUGGAUAUAGCAGGACAAAAUGUGGGGAAACUCAGUGUGAAACUCUUUGCCAGCACUGAGGCAAUGGAUUCUGAGGAUAGUCUGACUGCAGAUCUCGAUCCCACACUUUCCAGUCUCAUCUUUCCGUCAUCGGCGGACGGAGAACUGGGCAGUGUGUCUUUCAGUCGCGCCCUGAAGCGCAAGUUCACAGAAUUAGAGGAGAUUUCGCAAAGACUGAAGGCCAGACUGCACGACAUCACUGGAGAUGCCAGUGAGGAUGCGGAAGAUGAGUUCGAGCGUGAUCUCAAUACGAUAGCAGACGAGGAAGAGCUUCCGGAGAGUGAAAAUUACGCCUGGCUUGGACUCAGCGACGAGGAGAAGCAGAAGUUUGUGCACAAGGACGUCACUGAGCAGCUCUUCGUGGAUGUUGCACCCGAAGGUCAGGACAUUGCCAUGAUCCAGACUGCACUGGAGCAGACGGCGAUCACGGAGACUGCGACAGAUUGCCAAGUAUACGACAAAUAGGUGAAAGAAUGUUUUUCAUUUAU